Molecule: messenger RNA, 1662 nt
Organism: Echinococcus granulosus
Lineage: Eukaryota; Metazoa; Platyhelminthes; Cestoda; Cyclophyllidea; Taeniidae
Product: Intestinal-type alkaline phosphatase
Exons: 7
Coding region: 1-1662 (553 amino acids)
Biological process (GO): dephosphorylation
Molecular function (GO): alkaline phosphatase activity
Source: RefSeq, a predicted model, not a curated record
AUGGUGCUAGGACAGUGUUUGAGGAGUUUUACAUUCUGCCUUCUCCUCUUCUUUUUCCUGGAUUGUCUGUGCUCUGUGGCAGCGCUGACACCGAGGCAGAAGCAGCCCACGAGCAGUGAAGACACCUUUCCAGCUUUUUGGGAGCGUCUAGCCAGAGAAAAACUCAAACGGAGUAGUCAAUUCUUCCCUGCACCCCGGGCGCGUGCAAAGAAUGUCAUUCUCUUUCUGGGCGAUGGAAUGGGCAUACCGACGAUUUCUGCAGGUCGAUUCUUCAAGGCCGAGAUGGAAGGUCGUCUCAGCGAGGCAAAUCCAAUUCUAGACUUUGAAGAUUGGCCCUUUCAUACGAUGUGCAGGACGUACGAUUUGCAGACGACCGUAACGGACUCGGGUGGCUCUGCUACUGCCUACCUCGGUGGUACCAAAACUGGAACCGGAAUCAUCGGUCUGACAGGCGCAGUGCGUCCUAAAUCCUGUCGCAGGUAUGCACCUGAGGAGAGAGUAGAGUCCGUUUUAGAGGCAGCAAUGGAGGCUGGUAUGGCAACUGGGAUUGUCACCACGUCACGUGUCACUCAUGCCUCCCCCGCCGGAGCAUUCGCUCACACCGCCUCGCGCAAUUGGGAGUCCGACAGGCAGAUAGCGAAAGAUUGUUUCGGCGUCUCCGAGCCCCCAAUGGAUAUUUCCCGACAGUUGGUGGAGGAGAAUCUAAACAUCAAUGUAGUUUUGGGGGGCGGUUACCGCACUUUCCUUCCUCGAGAAGGUAAGGGCGAACGUAUCGAUGGUCGAAAUCUGGCAGAGGAGUGGCUGGCCAAUCAGAUGAAUCGAGGACGCCGUGCCAAGCUCAUCACUGACGCGACCCGAUUCCUGCUAACCGACUUCUCUGAGGUGGAUUACCUUCUCGGGCUCCUGAACCCCUCCCACUUGUCCUUUGACGCUGAUAGAGGGAAGGCUGAGCCGUCACUGGCUAACCUAACUACCACUGCAAUAAAGAUCCUCUCUCGUCAGCCAAAGGGGUUUUUCCUCUUCGUCGAGGGUGCACGCAUCGACCACGCACAUCAUGCCAACCUCGGCAAGAAGGCCCUUUUGGAUCUACUGGCAUUUGAGGAGGCAAUUCGCGUAGGCACGAAAAUGGUCAAUCUAAAGGAGACCUUGGUGAUAGUCACUGCGGAUCAUUCGCACUCGAUGCUGUUUGGUGGACAACCCGAUCGCAAAAGAAGCCUCCUCGAGUUGAACACUGAACUUGAUCGGCAUAUCCUAGAUGGAAAGGGCAUGCUUCCUCUGAUGUACACCAGUGGACCUGCCGGCGCGGUGAACACUACGCGUCUGAACCUCAGCGCUCUCUCCAACCCCACCUUGCAUGGCACCAAUUUCCAGCAGCCCACUUUCAUUCCAUUGCCCUGGGCAACUCACGGUGGCGAGGAUGUGGGCGUCUACGCCACAGGUGUUUUUAGCUACCUCUUCCACUCCACUGUGGACAACACCUUUAUUGGACAGUCUAUGAAGUACGCCUUGUGUCUGCGGCCCUUCGAAAUGGAGCCUCACUGCCCAGCCUGCGGUGGUGCUGAGCAGUGUAUUAAAGCGGCUUUGCUAGUUUUCAAUGCCGCUGCCUUUGCCAGUUUCCGAUGCCGCUGCCUUGUUGUAGUAAACCCUCUUGGUCUGGCAUGA